AGUUUUAAUAACCAGCAUUUACUAUUUAUUAUCUAAUGUCAAUGCUAUAGGAAAAAAUGUAUUUUUUAUAAAAUGUAGUCUUAGGAAUUUACAAUUAAUUUGUUUUUCAAUUUGUAAAAUAUCAACGAUUUAGAUAAAGUCAUACACUAUACAAAAUGGAUGAGGGCAAAUCAUGGAUCAGCCUAACUCCCAAUAUUCAGCAGGGUGUAGAAAUAAUAAACAACGUAGACAGUAAAAAGUACCAGCUCCUUUUGCAACGGGUUGUCCAGGAAAUGUUGAUCAAUCAGGACUCGUACAAACCGUUCACUGACGAGGAAGAAGAGAAACUCCUCGCAAGUUUGUCAUUAGACAGGAAGGAGUUGGAACUUCUUAUUUAUACUUCUAUAAUUAUAUUGAAUCAGGCUGUUUAUAGUUUACCAUCACCUGAUAUCCUUCACGCUGGCCUUAUAAACUCGUUGAGACUGGACGAGGAAAAAGCUCUCGUUUUUGUUACCGUUCUUAAGACUAAUUCGAAAAAAUUGUACCUCAAGCUCAAACAAAAAUCAAUAUACUCGAGAAAGCUAGAAGAUGUGAGCUGGCUUGUGAACAUAGAAAUUGCUUCGCACAAUGAAAAAGAGAAAUUUACACCGAAAGCAAUCUUACAGUUUAAACUCAAAGAUCCUCAAGGCCCGUCGAGCAUAACAGUCGAUGCUAAUGAAACUAGUCUCAUGGAACUUUUUAAAUCUCUGGAGCAAAUUCAGGAAUCAUUGGAUGCUCUAGCAUAACAUGAAUUGUAAAGUGUACCCUGUAUUUUUAUCUUUUUGAAAUGAAAAUAAUAUAAAAUAAUUAAUUGUUAAGUAAUGAAAUAUAUUUUGCUAAAAC
Molecule: messenger RNA, 861 nt
Organism: Cimex lectularius (bed bug)
Lineage: Eukaryota; Metazoa; Arthropoda; Insecta; Hemiptera; Cimicidae
Gene: Vlet
Product: COMM domain-containing protein 10
Exons: 4
Coding region: 156-764 (202 amino acids)
Source: RefSeq, a predicted model, not a curated record